CGCCCAAGAAAUCUGUCCUCUGUGUCGUGCGAAAGACAUGGGGAAUGCGGCGCCGCGGGCGCAACCUGCGAAUAGCACGCAGCUGGACACGGCGUCUCAAUGCCGAACUCUUCUAAUGGAGUGUGUCGUUCCGCACCGUAACACCAUGAACCUCGUCUUUAGCAGCCUUCUUGGGGACGGGAAGUUCCUCAAGACCGUCCAGUGCAAGUGCGAGGAAGGGGUGGUCGUUGUAAAGAUCUACCGGAAAUACGAUACCCACGAGUCACUUGAAUCGGCCAAGCAACAACUCGUGGCUCUAUACACUGCCCUGAGCAACGUCGAGUCAUCGCCGAACGUGAUUCCGUACUCGGUCUUUGAAAUGGGCACUAAAGGCAACGCGGCCUUUCUCGUGCGGCAAUCGUUUGUCGCGAAUCUGUAUGAUCGUAUUUACACGCGCCCGUUCUUGACAGACAUCGAGAAGAAGUGGAUUGCGUUCCAGCUUCUCAAAGCCCUCGAGCAGUGCCAUGCCAAGGGCAUCUACCACGGCGAUAUCAAGCAAGAGAACGUCAUGGUGACGUCGUGGAACUGGAUCUUCCUCACGGACUUUGCCCCGUUCAAGCCCACGUACAUCCCUGAAGACGACCCGGCGGACUAUUACUAUUACUUUUGCGCCUCAGAUGCGUCCCGUCGGAGUUGCAGUGUCGCCCCCGAACGCUUCUAUGGCAGCAACAGAGACGCUCUGUCCCGUCUCGCGGACAGCGAGAUCAGUGCCGAAGAAUGGGACAAACAGAUGAGUCGGACGCCACCCCCUCCACCAUCGCUGGCACCGUCGUCGUCCUACAACGCAACGCCACAAAAGGGGGCCGUCACGGCCGCCAUGGAUAUUUUUUCGACGGGGUGUGUGAUUGCCGAACUGUUCCAUGGCGGGAAACCGUUGUUUGACCUGCCGACGCUAUUGCGCUAUCGUACGGGAGAUAUGCACGCAGUGCAUUCAGUGCUUCAGAAGAUUCAGGAUGGUCCCGUCAGCGACAUGGUGCGCCACAUGCUGCAGCGCGAUCCACGGAGUCGGUUGUCGGCGGCGCAGUACCGGCAGCAAUUUACCGAUUCCAUCUUCCCAUCGUACUUUGACUCGUUCUUGUUCCGUUUCAUGGCGCUGGUGCUCACGCGGGGUGGCAAGCUGCCCGACGCCCGCAUCCGCCUCGUUUGUAAGUACUAUGCCCGCAUCGUGCGCGAGCUGGUCGGAGUAGAAGACCACGAAGGCGAAGUGUUCUUCAACCACCGACUCAAGGAAGGUCAUGGCAGCGAUCGCGCUCAUUUUACAGAUAACGUCCUCCAGCGUAUGUUUGACGAAGUGGCAUCCCCGUACGAAGACGAGUCUCGAGACAACGACGGCGACCUUCCCGAUGAACACACCUCUGGCGCCCCGUUCGCAAGGGACCCCCGCGCCAUUCACAAGCUCCAGACGACUUACCAAGAGUACGCCAAACAGAAAUACGACACGUUGAAACGCGUCAAGUCAGCGAUAUCCCGUGACUCCUCCACCGCUCGGCCGUCCAAAUCGUCUACAUUGAAUGAACUUCCCACGGCGUCCUUAGCGACCGAUCUCGAUGAUGAAGACUUGUCGGAGAAACCGUACUCUCAAUCACAGCAUCUAUCUCCACCACCGGCCACUCCGUCGUCGACAGCACAGUCCACCAAGCCACCUCCGAAUGGAAUCAUGAUCGUGUUGUCCCUCCUCUGCUCUAGUUUGCGCCAUUGCCAAGUACCCCAGUCCAAACUCACGGGGUUGCAGCUCAUUUCUCGCCUGGGAGCCCAUGCCGACGAUGAGGUGCGGCUCCAACGACUCAUUCCAUACGUGAUGGAAAUUCUCGACGACACCAACGCCGCCGUCCGCGCCGCUGCCAUCCGCUGUAUCACGUCACUCGUAUCUCUCGUCACUCUUUUGCCCCUUUCGGACGCUGCCGUCUUCCCGCAGUAUAUCUUACCCGCGCUGCAAAACUUUCCCGUGGACCCUGAAGAGAGCGUGCGGAUCGCGUUUGCAGAAUGCUUGCCGCUCCUGGCCGAAACGUCUCGACGAUUUCUUGAAAUUAGCUGCGCGCUCAAGCAACGCGCCCUGCACCAGCCGUCUGCGACCGAAACAGCACGGGGAAUGACCACGACUUCUACGAAAAAGACCAAGGAAGGGCGGAACUUGGACGCGACCUUCAGCACAUUUGACAACGAGCUCAACCGGUUGCACUCCGCCGUUGCGCGCUUUGUGAUUCAAAUUGCUGCCCCCGACCAAAAGUCGAGCAGCUCCCUCGUCAAGCGAGCCCUACUUCACGACAUCACGCGGCUGUGCGUCUUUUUUGGUCGUGAGUACACUCUCGACAAUGUGCUUCCACUUCUACUAUCGUUUUUGAACGACCGCGAUUGGGAACUUCGCGCCGCCUUCUUCCAAGACAUUCCUGGCGUGUGCACAUUCGUCGGCCGUGUGUCGGCAGAACUGUACAUUUUGCCGUGCAUCGAGCAAGCCCUGAUCGACGUACAGGAAAUCGUGAUAGCUCGGGCGCUCCACUGUCUAUGCACCCUCGUGUCACUCGGACUCUUUCAACGUCCAGCGCUCAUUGAAAAGGCCAAACUGACGACACCACUGUUGCUUCACCCGGGCUGGUGGAUUCGCGAAGGCAACAUUCAGCUGAUCGCAGCCAUUUCGAUCCAACUCGGAUCCGUCGACACGCAUGUGUUUCUCAUGCCGCUACUGCAUCCAUACAUGCGCCAGAAGAUCAAGUUUGGCCCGACCAAUGAUCAAGACGCAGUCGUCACGAUGCUUCGGAAUGCCCUUCAACCGCCAGUUCCCCGCGAAGUGUUCGACGCGGCGCUCAUUUCCCGUAACCCAACCGACCUCGUUCCCAACGGCAUGUCGUCAAUGGUUGAGUAUGGCGGGGACACUGAAUUCGAGGACGUGAUGGACACGGAGGUGAACAUCACAAAUGGACGCAUGAAACUGGCAAGCGUCGACUCGAUGGAUGGCAGCUCUCCGGCGCACAAGCUGGCUCAAUCGAGAAACGCAAAACCGCUCGACCGGUUCGAGAAGAUGACGCUUGGACACCAAGCCGAUGACGUCCAGCGCCUGAAACUCAUGCAGCAAUACAUUGAAAUGGCGUCGAUGCACAUGCAGAGCAAGAUCCAGCUCUUCAACUCGGAGCAAGUGGCUCGCAUGCAAGCGGGCAGCGGAGCCAACCAGUCCCGUCACCAUCCCUUGGCGUUUACGAAAAAAAUUCCACGAACUUCCAUGCAUAUUUUGCGGGUGCCGACAAUGCAGAUGGCGUUGAGCCAGUUCCCGUUGACGUUUCCAUAUAUGAAGCCCAAGGCAGGGGAUACCUCCGGCGUGUUUAAAUGGGAGAGUCUGCCGCUGCUGCACAUCAUUCGACUCUACGGGCUCAAUACUGGUCUGUCCACGGAACUCAACGCACUUGCCGAAGCCGACACCAACUUGUCCGUGUCCCCAUCCCGAAAGAAGGUUCUGAAUGCUGCGUCUGUGCAUGACAUGGUGCUCGACCCGGCCCUCUUCCACUCGCACAAACUACUUGCUCGACUUAUGGCGCUGGACAUUCCCCCGCUCCCCAUGGACAUGGGUGCACUGAAAUCUCCAGACAUCCAGCCCCCUAGCAGCGUCACCACGACGACGGCCAACUCCGCACCGCCUUUGUCAACCCCGCUGGCCCCGAUGCCCCCCCCUUCGUUGACACCGACCAGUUUGCCGCCCCCUUUGCUUGCCCCGACAUCGUCGUUCACAUCGAACCGCGAAUGGCGACCUCGAGAAAACGUCCUCGUUGCCGAAAUGAACGAACACACUGGGUCUGUCAACCGGUUGGGUGUCGCACAAGACGGAUCCUUCCUUGCGUCUGCGUCAAGCGACGGAGUGGUCAAGAUCUGGUCAGUGAAGGGACUGGCACACGGCAGCAAUCCGAGCAGUCGAGGCACGUACGAGUCGCACGGAUCCCUCCUCACCGACAUGGUUGUGCUCGAUCACUCGCACUCGAUUGCGACCAGUUUUGCCAACGGAUCGGUACAUGUGUUCCGAGUCGAUCGGAUGACUUCGACCACCAUCAACUCAACCAGUGUCCAGCAGUUUCAGACGAUUGGGCUGCGGGAGAUCAAGUUAACGGACGACGCUGUCCUGGUCCUCAACCACGUCAACACGGCAACGGAGAGCCUGCUAAUCUACGGCACCCGCCGGGGGUUCAUCUACGGAUGGGACCUCCGGUUCCGCCGCGAGGCUUGGAAACUCCACGUGAGUGUCGAGUUGGGCCACAUUUCGUGCAUGGCCCAUUCAUCUGAUGCAACAUGGCUGGCUGUCGGAACCAACCGAGGGUAUAUUUGUUUGUGGGACCUUCGCUUUCAGCUCCUCAUUCGAGUCUGGCGCCACUCGUCCAACCGGCCAAUCAACCGCCUGGAGCCAUGCCUGAGCAACUAUCCGCCUGGCCAGCCCGAACUCGCGGCCACGUCGCCGUUGGUGUACGUGGCAGCUGGGGAUUCCGAAGCUGCUGUGUUUGACUUGAGCAUUGGCGCGUGUCGAGCUGUGUUUCGCUCGCUGCACACGCAAGUCCAGAUGCUCGGAGCGGACAAAUGUCCGACCCUGCACCACGUCCAAGUGCCGAGCCGUAUGAAGGACGUGAUGGCAAGUAUUUUGGGGCCCCCAAAGUUUGCCCAGGCCCUCGACGAUAUCGCCACCACUCCGUAUUCGGAAGAGCCAACCAUUCGCGCACUUUUGUGUCCGUCCGAGUUUUCUCUUCUCACUGCAGGCGAAGAUCGUCGGAUCCGGUUCUGGGACCUUCGCCAUCCCAAAAAGUCGCUCACCGUGUCCGGGGGAGACUCAGCACCCUCGUUCUACGACAGCCAGGCUGCACCAGACGGAUGGUGGCGUCUCAACUCGGAUGACCCCAAGGUGUCAAAGGCCGAGUUGGUCUGGAGCAAGAUGCCGCCUCCGUCGAUUUUGCUAUGCCAGGACGCGUCUUCAUUCGGCGACCACGGCGACGGGUACGCCAACCCCACCUUGGAACGCCGCGGUCCGAUCGCUGCCUCGCCUGCGCAUCACGAUUGCAUUUUGGAUCUCAAGAUGGUCGACGUCAGCGGUCCGAUGGUGGUGUCGAGUGCCCGCGACGGCGUCGUCAAAGUGUGGCGAUGAAACGUCAAGCGAGAGAUCCUUGUUGUAGUUACUUUUCGAAUGGAGAGUGUGCUUUCCCA
This is a messenger RNA of Aphanomyces invadans, 5208 nucleotides long. Its product is annotated as VPS15 protein kinase. Gene Ontology annotation, cellular component: late endosome; phosphatidylinositol 3-kinase complex, class III, type I; nucleus-vacuole junction. Bases 38 to 5149 code for a protein of 1703 amino acids. Lineage: Eukaryota; Oomycota; Saprolegniomycetes; Saprolegniales; Verrucalvaceae. Gene Ontology annotation, molecular function: protein serine/threonine kinase activity; ATP binding; protein binding. Gene Ontology annotation, biological process: late endosome to vacuole transport; protein targeting to vacuole; autophagy of peroxisome. The transcript is spliced from 3 exons. The record is from RefSeq and is a predicted model, not a curated record.